GUGUACCAAAGGAUUUCAGUUUGGCUGAUGCAAGCAAGACUGGAUCCCUAACUGAAUAUGCUUUCUUUGAUAAGGUGAGAAAGGCUUUGCGUCAUCAAGAAGUUUAUGACAACUUUCUUCGUUCCAUUGUCUUGUUCAAUCAAGAAAUCGUCACCAGGCAAGAACUUGUGACUCUUGUCAGUUUCUUCCUCUCGAAGUUUCCUGAUCUUUUCCGUGAGUUUAAAGAUCUGCUUGGAGUCAACGAGCAAGGAGGCGGAGUUGAACCUGUGCCACAUGGAGCCACGCAGAAGGAGAGAAUCACCGGGGAGCUGGCCAUGGAAAUUGACUUCAAUACCUGCAAGAGGUAUGGAGCAAGUUACAGAGGCAUUCCCAGCAAGUUUGUCCCUCCAAAAUGCAGUGGGCGCACUGCUUUAUGUAAAGAGGUUCUCAAUGAUACAUGGGUGUCCUUCCCUACAUGGUCGGAGGACUCCUCGUUUGUGACAUCCCGCAAAACUCAAUAUGAGGAAAACAUCUACAAGUGUGAAGAUGAAAGAUUUGAGCUGGAUUAUGUCAUCGAGACAAAUUUUUCAACAGUCAAGUCACUUGAGGCUGUGUUGAAAAAAAUGAACAGAAUGCCACAGGAUGAAGCGGCCAAGUUCAGACUAGAUAACACACUCGGAGGCACAUCAGAUUUUAUCAACAGAAAUUCUAUUCACAGAAUAUAUGGUGACAAGGCAAAUGAUAUUAUUGAGGGACUAAAGAAGAACCCUCUUGUGGCUGUACCACUGGUGCUUCGAAGACUGAAGGCCAAGGAUGAGGAAUGGCGGGAAGCUCAAAAGCAGUUCAAUAAACUAUGGAAGGAACAAAACGAGAAAUUUUAUCUCAAGUCAUUGGAUCAUCAGUGUGCAAACUUUAAACAACACGAUAUCAAAGCUAUUCGAGGCAAAUCUUUGUUGAAUCAGAUAGAGACCAUCUACGAUGAGAGAUCUGACAAUGAGGAGACACAGCCCCAAGGUCCCAUGCUGACAUUCACAUACGAUGAUCGUUCACUGAUCGAAGACGCUGGCAAUCUGGUAAUACACCAUGUCAAGAGACAGACAGGUGUGGACAAGGAAGCAAAGACACGUAUCAAACAGCUGGUGAAGCAUUUUGUCCCAGACAUGUUCUUUGCUCCGCGGGGGGAACUCAGUGAUGAUGAUGAAAAGUUUGUGCAAGACGAAGAUGAUAAAAAGAGAAAAGUGAAUGGACUGAAGUCUGAGGCAGAAGAGAAAUCUAAGGACAUAAAGAAAGAGAUUGAAGAUGUGGAUAUGGACAAGGGAGGAGAGAAGAAUGCAGAGGUUAAUGGUUCUGACAGUGAGGAUGACAAUGACCGAUACACACUGUUCUACUGUAAUACUACCUGGUACAUCUUCCUGCGCCUGCACCAGAUCCUGUGCUCUCGCCUUCUCAAGGCCUACACCCUGACACAGAAACUGAUUCAAGAAGAAGCAGUGACCAAGAAAGAAAGAAAAGAUUCUGUUGCAUUGGCCUUGCGUCUUCGAUCACCAUUGGACGUAGAAGUGGAGGACUAUUACUCCUACUUUCUGGAGAUGGUCAGGGCUGUGUUGGAUGGGAACAUGGAAGCCAGCCAGUACGAGGACACCAUGAGAGAGAUGUACGGCAUUGAGGCGUAUCAGCUGUUCACUAUGGACAAGGUGGUGCAGAAUAUUGUCAGACAGGUGCAGCAUCUAGUGAUGGAUGACAUACCAUCAAAGCUGACCAAGCUCUUUGAGGAGCAGAAAGAGAAGGGGGGCACAGGAGGUCGUUGGACAACCAGACAUCAGAGAGCUGCUUUAGAGCAAGCCUAUCUGAGACAGGCGGAGGCCAUUCUGGUAGAUGACAAUCCAUUCAAAUUUGUCUUUAGAAGCCUGACAGCACAGAUGGAGAUUGACAUGUUGGAUCCUCCCCCAGAAUCCAAUGAUUCUGUGAAGGAGACAAGCAAUUGGUCGUCUUAUUUGAAUGAGUUUGCCACCACCAAGAAGAACGAGGAGUUUUUGCAUAAAGUUGGGAACAGCCGAGCUAUUUAUUUGUUCAGAAACAAGAGGAGAAAUCCUUACUGGAAAGAUUUCAAGAAACAACACGACAACUUACUUAGAGAUGAAAAAGAUGAGGAAGACGAGGAAGAGGAUGAUGAUGACGAAGAUGAGGAUGAUGAUGAUGAAGAUGGGGAGGAUGAGGAUAGAAAGGGGAAAGCAGAUAAGGAGAAGAAAGGAGGGAAAAAACAUGAGAAGAAGUAUGUGGCUGAUGAAGGUGAAAGCCAUAAAGCACAACUCCUACCAUCACAUGUUUGUCAAGGACACUGGCAUGUUCAUUGUCACGAGAAGGUCACACAGAAGAAAUACAAACAGAUGACAGACUGGACCAAGGCUUGGCUGGCAGACAAUGUCUCUUCUGACCAGGUGGAAGAUUGCAGGCGCUGGCUGAUGGGUCUGGCCACAGAGAGCAGGACACCGUACAGGGCAUUCACCAGAUACUCUGUCGACUGGGUAGCACCAAGUUCUGGCAGGCACUCGCCUGCCUCAACCAAUAAUUAG
Molecule: messenger RNA, 2552 nt
Organism: Candidula unifasciata
Lineage: Eukaryota; Metazoa; Mollusca; Gastropoda; Stylommatophora; Geomitridae
Source: the annotation of a GenBank genome assembly